AUGCAUCUUUGCCACGGAGGCUUACCAACGAUAAGAAGAAAGGUGGCUAAGCAACGAGACAUUUGUAUGGUUCAUCUCCAGGCGCUUGGUGGGUUCGAUGGUAUCUUGUCAACUAGGCCACUAAGGCAGAUCCUUCAUAGUCCAAAAACCCGAAGAGUGGUGUCCUUUUUCUAUACAUCAAAGGCGAGCCCGAAUUUUGGGCUUGGGGCUGAGUCGCCCCUGAGAUCCCCCAAGGCGGCCCCUCCCGUGAGCAUAUAUUCACGCCAACGGUUUAUUUUCGAUGGUGACAAUGCUCAUUAUCGCCGUCAUGUUGGGCAGAUGCUUCUUUUGACGCCCGAGACGAGUUGGCAUUCAUCCCCUAUAACCCAUAUAUCUAUAUCCCUCCCGUGCCGCCGAAUCUCGCGCGUGAUGACGGCAGCUCGCAGAAGGGGCCUGCAUCGCAUUCUCUCCGACAUUCCAAAGCUACUACUUCACAGUAAGGCCUGGUUUGACGAUAGAGACAGCGAGCAGAACGAGGCCAUUGCUCCUACUAUUAUCUGCUCAUAUGAGGAAAGACUAUUAGAACUAUACCGUCCAUACUACUCAAACAAUAAGGAACCGCCCCGCUGA
Messenger RNA from Microsporum canis CBS 113480, 609 nucleotides. RefSeq lists its product as uncharacterized. The record is from RefSeq and is a predicted model, not a curated record. The coding region runs from base 1 to 609 and encodes 202 amino acids. The transcript is spliced from 4 exons. Lineage: Eukaryota; Fungi; Ascomycota; Eurotiomycetes; Onygenales; Arthrodermataceae.